UUAUUGACUAUUUAAGGGUUCUUUGGGUUUUUUUUUAAGUGAUCUACUUGGAACACUUUCUCAUAGGGAAACAUUCAGAUGUCCACUCUUCGGAAAAAAAAAAGGUUCUUCGAGGGGUCUUUAAGGUUUUAGUGACUAAGUAAUGUUUCUUAAGGUUUUUUUUUUGUAGGGGUUUACUUGAAGCACUUCCUCACAGGGAAACAUUCAUGUGUACUCUCUUAGAGGAAAAAAAAAGAGUUCUUCAAGGGUUCCUUAAUUUGAUUUAGUGGUCUUUUGCCCAGGUUAACAUUCAAACAUAAAGAACUAAGAGCCGCACUAAAACGCCGCCUUGGAUAAAUAAAUAGAUGGAGAGAUGGAGCAGCUGUCGCGGAAACAACGUCAAAACGAUCCCCUCCUCCCCAACGGGCACUGUGGCUUCAUCCCAAACCGCUUCCUACACCCUACACAAGUGCGCUAGAUAAAUGUAUGAAAUAAUGGCUUUUACACCCGUUGUAGUGCACUAGAUGUCCAUUGAGGACCGGUUUGUAGCUCAGCCAACGCAUCUCCGCGAUACAUGGUUGGAUCCCAAAUUGCUCUGUACUUCCUGUACACGUGCACUACAAAGGAUACGAAAGACACGGCGUCUGCGCGUUAGGUAGCGCCCUGUGUGUUUAUUUGGAAGGCGCUCUGAGAUUCAGGACCGCGGUCAGCGCCCAUAGCCGCUUUUUUUCCCUCGGUAAGUGGCCAUCGCUGGUUGCCAAUCGCCAAAGAGCAUCUGGAAAAGCAGAGAGAGAGAGAGAGAGAGAGAGAGAGAGAGUAAGAGAGAGAGGGAGAGGGAGAGGGCUGAAAAGAAAGUGCAUUUAUGAAAAAGAUACAUUUCUGAAAGCUUCGCAUUAUUUGUAACACUGUAACUAGAUUCUAAAAGCAAACACAGAAGAAAAGAAAAGAAAAGAAAAAGAAAGCAACAGUUACUCAGAGCGACUCUACAGGCUGUCGGGAAGCAGGUUAUUUCCAGACUAACGGAAAUUUCAUGGAGUGAAGUUUGAAGCUUUGAUGGCACAUCAAGUCGUCUCACUUUUCCGUUCGCGCCGGCGCGUCUCCGCGGCUCUUCUGUGACUCCACGGCGCGUAUUUUUUGCUCUCCCCCUCUCCCUUCCCCCUUCUUAAAUUUACCUUUAACUUCGAGCCACCAUGCUGGACCCGUCCUCGAGCGAGGAGGAAGAUGAGGUGGUGGAGGAAGAGCGCAAAGCGGCGGUGGUGGCGCCUCCAAAAGCCACCGGUAGCGCGCGGGUCUCAUCGAGCCGCUCCGGCCAGAGCGCGAGCGGCUCACAGCCCAGCCGCGGCGGUGGCCACGCGCGGCCCUCCAGCCCCGGACCCGCGGCCACCAGCGACAAGGAGAAAGACGAGGUGGAGAAGAUGCAGAGGGAGGAAGAGGAAAGAAAGAAGAGGUUGCAGCUCUACGUGUUCGUCAUGCGCUGCAUCGCGUACCCGUUCAACGCCAAGCAGCCCACGGACAUGGCGAGGCGGCAGCAGAAGAUCAGCAAACAGCACCUUCAGGUAGUAAAGGAUCGCUUCCAGGCCUUCUUGAAUGGAGACACGCAGAUCGUGGCAGAUGAGGCAUUCAUUAAUGCCGUCCAGAGCUAUUACGAGGUGUUUCUGAAGAGCGACCGGGUUUCCCGCAUGGUCCAGAGCGGCGGCUGCUCGGCCAACGACUCACGCGAGGUCUUUAAGAAGCACAUCGAGAAGCGAGUGCGCAGCUUACCCGAGAUCGACGGCCUGAGCAAGGAGACGGUGCUGAGCUCCUGGCUGGCUAAGUUCGACACCAUCUACCGCGGCGAGGAGGAUCCCCGGAAGCACCAGCAACGCAUCACGGCCAGUGCUGCCUCCGAGCUCAUCCUCAGCAAAGACCAGCUGUAUGAAAUGUUCCAGCAGAUCCUCGGCAUCAAGAAAUUUGAGCAUCAGCUGCUCUACAAUGCCUGCCAGCUGGACAACCCAGACGAGCAGGCCGCACAGAUCAGACGAGAACUCGAUGGCCGCCUUCAGAUGGCUGAUCAGAUAGCGAAAGCUGGGAAGUUCCCCAAGUUCAUGUCAAAGGACAUGGAGGUGCUGUACAUCGAAGAGCUGAAGUCGUCAGUGAACCUGCUCAUGGCCAAUCUGGAGAGCAUGCCCGUGUCUAAAGGAGGAGAGUUCAAGCUGCAGAAACUGAAGCGAGGCCACAACACAUCUAUCAUCGACAUGGGCCAGGAGGACGAGAACCAGCUCUCCAAGUCUGACGUGGUUCUUUCCUUUACGCUAGAGGUUGUGAUUAUGGAGGUUCAGGGUUUGAAGUCGCUCGCUCCCAACCGCAUCGUCUACUGCACCAUGGAAGUGGAAGGAGGCCAGAAACUCCAGACUGACCAAGCCGAAGCCUCCAAACCCACUUGGGGAACUCAAGGAGACUUCACCACCACACACCCGCUCCCUGCUGUCAAGGUGAAGCUGUUCACUGAGAGUACCGGAGUAUUGGCACUGGAAGACAAAGAGCUGGGAAGGGUUGUUUUACAUCCGACUCCCAAUAGCCCCAAACAGUCCGAGUUACACAAGAUGACGGUGUCUAAAGGCUGCGCCGACAGCGACCUGAAGAUUAAACUUGCUGUACGCAUGGACAAACCUCAGAACAUGAAACACUGUGGAUACCUUUGGGCCAUCGGGAAGAACGUGUGGAAGAGGUGGAAGAAGAGGUUCUUUGUCUUGGUGCAGGUGAGUCAGUACAACUUCGCCAUGUGCAGCUACAGAGAGAAGAAGGCAGAACCUGUGGAGCUUCUCCAACUGGAUGGAUACACUGUGGACUACACCGACCCUCAGCCAGGGUUGGAUGGAGGCAGGACUUUCUUUAACGCUGUGAAGGAAGGCGACACUGUGAUUUUUGCCAGCGAUGAUGAGCAGGACCGGAUCCUGUGGGUUCAAGCCAUGUACAGAGCCACGGGCCAGUCACACAAACCCAUCCCUCCAACACAGGUCCAAAAACUCAACGCUAAAAAAGGAACAGCACCGCAGCUCGACGCUCCAAUUUCACAGUUCUACGCAGACCGUGCGCAGAAACACGGGAUGGACGAGUUCAUCUCGGCGAACCCCUGUAACUUCGAUCACUCCUCGCUGUUCGAGAUGGUGCAGCGCCUCACGUUGGACCACAGACUAAACGACUCCUACUCCUGCCUGGGUUGGUUUAGUCCUGGUCAGGUGUUUGUCCUGGACGAGUACUGUGCCAGAAACGGUGUACGGGGUUGUCACAGACACCUGUGCUACCUGAGUGACCUGUUAGAGAGAGCUGAGAACGGAGCGAUGAUCGACCCUACGCUGCUUCACUACAGCUUCGCGUUUUGUGCUUCACACGUACACGGCAACAGUCUGAGAGUGUGUGAGCUGAUUAAAUGGCCGGUGUGUGAGGCUGAUCUGCUCAGUGCCCUGUCCCCGGCUCCUCCCGCCCCGUCUAAAAAAGAGCACAGACUGGUGGAGCUGAUGAGAAAGCGGGACUCUAAGUCCCAGGUGACGGCAGGGCUCAGAAGGCCUGAUGGAAUCGGCACUGUCACAGUGGAGGAACGCGAACGCUUCGAGGAGAUAAAAGAACGACUACGAGUGUUGCUCGAAAACCAGAUCACACAUUUCAGGUACUGUUUUCCGUUUGGACGGCCAGAGGGGGCACUGAAGGCAACUCUCUCUCUGCUGGAAAGGGUGUUGAUGAAGGACAUCGUAACUCCGGUUCCCCAGGAGGAGGUGAAGGCCGUGAUCAGGAAAUGUCUGGAACAGGCGGCACUGAUAAACUACCAGCGUUUAUCUGAGUACGCCAAAGUAGAAGUUGAGAAAUCUCAGAAGGAUCAGAAGGAUCCAGAGAAUGUAGGCCGCUUAAUUACGCCUGCCAAAAAACUGGAGGACACUCUCCGCCUGGCCGAGCUGGUCAUCGAGGUGCUGCAACAGAACGAGGAGCAUCACGCAGAGGGUAAAGAGGCAUUUGCAUGGUGGUCUGACCUCAUGGUGGAACAUGCAGAGACGUUUCUUUCCCUCUACGCUGUGGACAUGGACGCAGCGCUGGAAGUCCAACCUCCAGACAGCUGGGACAGUUUUCCUCUCUUCCAGCUGCUGAACGACUACCUGCGGCUCGACUAUAACCUGUGUAACGGGAAAUUCCACAAGCACCUGCAGGAUCUCUACGCUCCUCUAGUGGUGAGAUACGUGGACCUGAUGGAGUCCUCCAUCGCCCAGUCUAUACACCGGGGCUUCGAGCGCGAGUCCUGGGAGCCUGUAAAGAGUUUAACAAGUAAUCUGCCCAAUGUCAGCCUUCCAAUUGUGAACCUCCAAAUGCCCAAAGUUCCAAAUCUGCCGGUGUCAGUUAAUCUGCCACCAGUGCAAAUACCUCUCUUUUCCACCCCCAGCUGGAUGACGGCCAUAUCGGACGCAGAUAACGGUUCGGGGACGUCUGAGGAUCUGUUCUGGAAGCUGGACGCUCUGCAGACGUUCAUCAGAGACCUGCACUGGCCUGAGGAGGAGUUCGCUAAACACCUGGAGAUGAGACUUAAACUCAUGUCCAGCGACAUGAUCGAGUCGUGCGUGAAAAGGACGAGGGUGGCGUUUGAAGUGAAGCUGCAGAAGAGCAGUCGGACCACAGACUUCCGCGUCCCUCAGUCCAUCUGCACCAUGUUUAACGUCAUGGUGGACGCCAGAGCCCAGUCUGCCAAACUGUGUGCCAUGGAACUCGGCCAGGAGCGACAGUAUCACUCUCAAAUCGACAACUUCAUCGAGGAGACGGUGAAGGAGAUGAUUACUUUACUGGUGGCAAAGUUUGUGGUGAUUUUGGAGAGCGUUCUGGCCAAACUGUCUCGGUACGAUGAGGGCACGCUGUUCUCCUCCUUCCUCUCGUUUACUGUCAAAGCCGCCUCAAAAUACGUGGAUGUACCUAAACCUGGCAUGGAUGUAGCCGACGCCUACGUGACGUUCGUCCGCCACGCUCAGGACAUCUUGCGGGAUAAGGUCAAUGAGGAGAUGUACAUAGAAAGAUUAUUUGAUCAAUGGUACACUAGCACGAUGAACCUACUGGGUACCUGGUUAACAGAUCGCAUGGACCUGCAGCUUCACCUGUACCAGCUGAAAAUCCUCAUUCGAAUUGUAAAGAAAAAAUACCGCGAUUUCCGUCUACAAGGCGUCCUAGACUCCACUCUGAACAGCAAGAUGUACGAAACGGUGAAGAACAGGCUGAUGCUGGAAGAGGCCACGGCGUCUGUGAGGGAUGGAGGGAUGCAAGGCAUCUCCAUGAAGGACAGCGAUGAAGAAGACAAUUAGGCGCCACGUGGAGCGACCAUGUUUGGUGUAGUCUGCCGAAGCGAUGCAUGUACUCCGUUCGUCAUGCUUCCUUAAUAAUUUUUAAUUUCGAGUCUAACGACCGAUAACGGGGGCCAAUGUUAAUUACUGAUAUGAGAUGAGAAAAACAAAAAAUAUAUAUAUUUAAUGUUUGUCAGAAGAUUGUUGUAACAAACGGGGGGUUUGGGGGGGGGGGUGUUGGUGGUGGUAUGAUGAAUCAAAAUCUGUGUUUUACAAGUAAUAAUGUCCAAAAUGCGUUCCUAAAUGUUUCGAAGCAAUAUGGCGUACUACUUGUAAGCGAUGUUUUGCGUCAGAUGGUUAGGAAUGUAUGCCCUGUUGUGUCCCUGUUUAAUGCAAACGUGUACGGCGCUUCUUAUGUGUACUGUAAAUAUAUGAAUGGUACAUAAUUGUGCAUAGUCUCCGUUGGAGGUUUUUUUUUUUCCGACUGUAUGCCAAACGAAUUGAUUAUGUUGUAUCGAACUGGUUUGAGGUGUUUAAAGGUAGUGUUUACACAAUAAAUGAAUAGUCAAUCAAUAAUCACAGUAUCUCUGGUACCACAAGCCAUCUGGAACGGCCAUCUUUUUUUUUUUUUUAAAUGAGUUAGUAGAUAUUUUAGAAAUGCAAUAUUCUGAAAUAAUUAUGAUAUACUUUGACUAAUAUGGACAAUAUAUUUAUGUUUUUAUGUCAUUUUGUGAUUUAUAAAUAUGCUUUUUACAUAUUUUAUCUAUUAGCCAGUACAUAAUCUAAAGCCUCACUUUUCAUACCAUUCCUGCAAAUGAUUUUUUUUCUAUCUUGCUCUCGACAUUGUUGCUUUUCAUCAUAUCUGAUGCUGUGUAUUGCCCUUGGUGCAUCCAUGUUAUGUAAAAAAGAAAAAAAAUCAUAUAAAAACAUCCAAAGAGCUCUGAA
Molecule: messenger RNA, 6215 nt
Organism: Ictalurus furcatus (blue catfish)
Lineage: Eukaryota; Metazoa; Chordata; Actinopteri; Siluriformes; Ictaluridae
Gene: cadpsa
Product: Ca2+-dependent activator protein for secretion a
Exons: 31
Coding region: 1170-5291 (1373 amino acids)
Biological process (GO): synaptic vesicle exocytosis; dense core granule exocytosis; positive regulation of exocytosis
Cellular component (GO): glutamatergic synapse
Source: RefSeq, a predicted model, not a curated record